Molecule: messenger RNA, 327 nt
Organism: Dibothriocephalus latus
Lineage: Eukaryota; Metazoa; Platyhelminthes; Cestoda; Diphyllobothriidea; Diphyllobothriidae
Source: the annotation of a GenBank genome assembly
AUGGAACAGUACUACCGUCUCUUCACCUCCUAUCGUUAUCCGGGCAUCAAACAGGACGAUACAGUCACAAAAGACAUGUCCGAAUUGGCGGAGUCUGCCCACGCAAUCGUUGCUUGCAAUGAUCAGUUUUACAAACUGGAGCUUCUCCAGGACGGCAGACGCCUGGAGGAUGAAGAGAUCUACAACCAGUUGCGGCGGAUCACACACGACGCGGCUACCAAUAGGGAGACUGUGCUUCGUGUUGGAUCACUGACAGCCUUGCCGCGGCCUCGCUGGGCCAAGGUUCGUGAACACAUGGCCACAGGUACGACUCUGCUCCUUGUGUGA